AUGAUAGCCGCGGCCGCACACUUCAUCUCUUCCUCUCCCUUCUCCCGCGCGCUGCUCUCCCCCUUUGACUCUCCCCCGCCGCUCCAGCCUCUUUUUUUCUUGUGCUUUUGCUGCUGCUUCGUCUUCUGCGCCGGCGUUCUAGUAGUUCUCUUAAUGCGCCUGCUGGACGAGCUGUCUUUUUUCCACAGAGUUCAACAGAUCUGCCAGCAAGUAUACCAUAGCGUUGUGUCGUUUGUUUUUCUUCCUAGCAUACCCCGUAUACCCACCAUACCCGGCCGUCAGAGCCUCAGCUUCAGUAACAGUAGACUGCUUGCCUGGAGACUACCUAGGGGUGGCAUCCGUAUCUUCCAGGCGAGCAGCAGGUCUCCUCCUGCAUCUAUAUCGUCUAUACCACCUAUACCUCCGUCUACAUCUACAUCUACGCCUGUAUCAUCUUCUGCCUCUGGUAGCCCAUCUGGUGGCAGAGGUGAUUCUUGCCUCCAUCUAUCAAAACAUCCAAAUAUCUUCUUCCCUCUCUUCUUUUUUGUCCUCCCAACAACAACAACAUCACCACGUCCAUUACGGUCUUUACAGCUUCAACGUCUACUCACCAUCCUUGCUUUUAUCACGUUCAAGUCUGCUCUACCAUCUGCUCCCUUUGUCUAUCUCUGCUCUGCCAAAUCCAUCAGAUCGGUCCUCUCGACUUCACCGGCUUCAAAGCUCAAGGUCUUGACAUCUUGUCUUCUCUCCGUUUACCACCUUGCAAAACUGUCAACGCCCUUCUUUACCCUUCUAUCAAGCUCAAAGACGUCUGUUACUGUCUUCUUUACCCUCUCUACCGCGUGUACCAGGUCUAUCAGACCGUCUUCUCUCUCUCGUUGCCCUUCUAUCACGCCCAGAGACUCCUGUUUACCCCUUACCAAAACUCUCUUCUACCACGCGUAUCAAGACUAUCAAGUCUACUCUACCUCAAAGUCUUCUCUCUUCUACGCGUCUCACGUCAGACUGCUUCCAAAACUCCCUUACAACCCUCUAUCAAACCUCUAUCAAAUCCAUCACAGCCACUCUACAACCAUCACAAUGGCCUCUCAAUCAGAACAGAUGGAAUGGGAGCCUACUACCCCCAUCAGAACUCUUCUUCCAGGACAAGUUCUAACUUUACAGCGCGAAUUACUCGUUGCUCGUGCAGGUCGAAGACGCACCAUGGGGCUAGAAUAUCCCGCCACUUCAGCCGACCACCGUCCAGCACUCACCAGACGUCCUCUGGAGAGAAGCUCGCCCAAAAGGCAGUGGGCUCGUAUCCUCGCUGGCGUCGAUGUCAGGUUUGGAGAAGCUCCGCCUGCUGCUCCAGAGAAUGGCCCCGUUACUCAGCCCUGUUUACCCCUGAACAAGGACUCGCCUCCUAUCACGCCUAGAAAGCGCGUUAUUGAAGAAGUCGACGAGCCAGAGCAGUACGAGGACCGUUUCUCUGACCAGACGGGACAGGAAGCACCCUCUUCUGUACCAAAUGUCAUUGAUUCCCCUCAGGAUGUCUCAAUGGUUGAUGUCUUCACUCCUCCCCAUCAGUCUGAGGAAACCGCUCCCUCUCAACCUCGACCUAACUGGUUUGAACUACAAAACAGAAAUCGAGAUGGCAUGGCAGGCUCAAGCCUUGAAGCAUCACUGCAAUUCGGCAGCUCAAGCCACGGAGCUGUCGAUGUCAAUUCACUUCUUUCGCAAAUUCCAGGCAGCUGGCCAGUGUCCCCGCCCAGACCCUUGGCGGCGCCAGUUGACCUGCCCGUCCAGCCCUCUCCAGAGGUAAAGGACGCUCUGCCAUCACCAAACUCUCGAGCUAGGGAGUUUCUGAUGGUGGGGGGCAUAGAAUCUGCCGGCCCGGAAAGAAGUACAGUGGUGCCUCGCCCGGCUGACGUCCCCAUGACAUUCUUACAACCUGAGUCACGUCUUCUCAAGUUUGCCAAAAUGCUUAAUGGACUGCUAUGGCUGGACAGUACAAACCAGCAAGAAUAUUAUUUCGUCAGCGAAGAGAAUAGCCAUCGAUUCAUGGACAUCCCAGACCUCUCAGGCUACCCCCUUACCCUCUGUUACUAG
Trichophyton verrucosum HKI 0517 is the source of this 2067-nucleotide messenger RNA. RefSeq lists its product as uncharacterized. NCBI's taxonomy places the organism in Eukaryota, Fungi, Ascomycota, Eurotiomycetes, Onygenales, Arthrodermataceae. The transcript has 7 exons. The record is from RefSeq and is a predicted model, not a curated record. Bases 1 to 2067 code for a protein of 688 amino acids.